CGCCCCUGCUAUGCGGAGCAAUUCGGCUAGUUGGGUCCAACCUGCAGUUAAUGCACAAUCCGGACUCAGGCGGCCCCGUGAGUGGAUCUAGGCACGGAGCCCAGACGCUGGGACAGGCUGCCCGCCGACCACACCCGCCACGCGCGGGCCACGACGCCCCGCGCAGGACCUGCCCGCAAGUCCCGGGACUUCCGAGCGGCGCCUCCCCGAGGCAGAUGCCCUCUCGGGAGCCCCCCAAAACCCGCGGCUCCCGGGGGGACCUGCAUGCCCUCCCGCGUGGCGCGGGGCCCCCGAGAGUGACGCCUCGAGGCCUGGAAACCAGCGUCUACCGUCCUUUGUGCCAACCCCAGCCAGGAGCCUACAGGGUGCGGGCCAAGAAGAUUGUAUUUGAGGAUGAGCUGCCCUCCAGGCCCCUCCUGGGCACCAAGAAGCCUGUUGGAUCUAUCCCUGGGGGGCAUAUGCCAAGGCCUCACCCAUUGCCGGACUAUGAGCUCAAGUACCCAGCAGUGAGCAGUGAGAGGGAACGGAGCCGCUAUGCUGCGGUGUUCCAGGACCAGUAUGCAGAAUUCUUGGACCUCCAGCAGAAGGUGGGCUCUGCACAGGCAAAGCUCCAGCAGCUGGAGGCCCUGCUGACCUCACUGCCUGUGCCCCGAAGCCAGAAGGAGGCUCAAGUCACAGCUCGUGUCUGGAGGGAAUUUGAGAAGAAGCAGAUGGACCCCAGCUUUCUGGACAAGCAGGCUCGCUGCCGCUACCUGAAGAACAAACUAAGGCACCUCAAGGCACAGAUCCAGAAAUUUGAUGACCAAGGAGACAGUGAGGGCUCUGUGUACUUCUGAGCAUCCUGGCAAACAAGCAGAGGGACACAUCAGGAUGGGGGGCCCCCCUUGCCCUUGCUUCUCUAUCUACCUCUCAGCUUUAGCUCUUACUCUUCCCCCUGAUUGCAAAUGCCUCAGCUUUUGAGGGUUAGCUCUGAUGAACCCCUUCUCCAGGAAGCCUACCCAGGACCUCCUUAGGAACCCAGCCCUGACCCUAUGGGGACCCCAGAUCCAGCCCCAUCCCCUGGAAGCAGGUCCUGCUUUCCCCAUCCCAGUGGAAUAAACAUUUCUUAAAUACA
Hipposideros armiger (great roundleaf bat) is the source of this 1114-nucleotide messenger RNA. RefSeq names its product occludin/ELL domain containing 1 (gene OCEL1). The coding region runs from base 51 to 836 and encodes 261 amino acids. The record is from RefSeq and is a predicted model, not a curated record. The transcript has 6 exons. Gene Ontology annotation, biological process: bicellular tight junction assembly. Lineage: Eukaryota; Metazoa; Chordata; Mammalia; Chiroptera; Hipposideridae. Gene Ontology annotation, cellular component: apical plasma membrane; cytoplasmic vesicle; bicellular tight junction.